Oppia nitens is the source of this 780-nucleotide messenger RNA. RefSeq lists its product as uncharacterized. Bases 76 to 780 code for a protein of 234 amino acids. The record is from RefSeq and is a predicted model, not a curated record. Lineage: Eukaryota; Metazoa; Arthropoda; Arachnida; Sarcoptiformes; Oppiidae. The transcript is spliced from 3 exons.
UCAUAUAAAAAAUAAAUAUUAUUUUAUUAUUUUUUAAUAUACAGUUUUAAUUUAAAAAGUAAUAUAGUAAUAACCAUGAUGAAAAUCUACUUGACACUAUUAACAACAACAAUAUUAUCUGUUAAUAUUGUUAUGUCGACACUGUUGACGGAUACUAAGCCCAGUGCCGAUCCCCGACAUAACAAUGACUACUAUAAACAGCUAACUAUACCCGUAAUCAAGGAUCAGAUGCGCCAGAAUAUGCAAUACGUCGGCCGUAUGAUGGACUCGGCUCAGGCUAUACUGGCGGCCACUGGGUUAUCGGUACCCAAUAUGUUGUAUACGGACGCGCGUGAGUUUGUCCUGAAAACUCUGGCACCGGAAACCCUGUGCGCACUCGACGCGUGUCAAUCGGAACAAAAUAAGACAUUGUUUGCUAUGAUUGCACGUGAAGUAUACGGUUUCCGACAUAUGAGUGACAGGAUAUUCAAGGAACGGCAACAACGAUCGGUGUUCAAUACGACUACCGGUGCCGCCUAUGAACAGCAACUCUGGACAGAUCUUAAGGCUCGGGAGGAAUCACUGUUUCAGGCACUGACCUAUAUUGCCGAUGUCAAGUCCCGGGGCCCGAAUGGCUUUGAAUUUUUGAUCCCAUUCCACAAAAUGAUCUACACAUUUUUGGUAAAUGAGUAUCCCAAAAUUAACCAGGCUAUUCAAAAAUUGCCAACCAGUCAAUUACGUAUCAAAAAUAUGCAAUUGCUCCUGGAUGAUUUUCUAUUACUCACUCAAGAACCAUGGUGA